Messenger RNA from Penaeus vannamei (Pacific white shrimp), 5284 nucleotides. RefSeq names its product calponin homology domain-containing protein DDB_G0272472. NCBI's taxonomy places the organism in Eukaryota, Metazoa, Arthropoda, Malacostraca, Decapoda, Penaeidae. The record is from RefSeq and is a predicted model, not a curated record.
UCUUCCUAAUCAUUCUCUCGCAUACCAGUGCUCCCAAUUCAAAACAUAGGAAUCCGAGACCAAGAGCAAGGAAUGAGAGAAGUUUCACCAAAAUGUCCGCUUUAGAAAAGGAAAUUGCGUCUCUAGUACAAGAUAAGUACUUGAUGACCAACCUUGGUGCGUCUGUGAGCAAAUGGAACGCCGAAGCCCUAGCAAGAGCGUACCAGCGGCUGUUAAGUGUGUAUGACAACUGCUUUGACUUCACUUCCUCGACCAGCUGUGUGAAGACCAAGCUACAACAUGUUCAGAAAUGUCUCCGUCUGCUUGGGAUUGGCCACCUCGCUCCUAGGCUGGAUGAACUGACAGAUACUGGGAGAGCAUUAAGGAUCAUCUCUGCCCUUGAUGACAAGAUAUCUGCAAAACAUAGUGUUCAGAUAGCAGCCAAACGGAACAGAGUUAUAAUAAAGCAGGAAGAACUUAGAAAUAAGCCAGCCAAGAAGGUACUCAAGGUUCCAGCUCACAAAGAAAACCUUGAGCAAGAGAAUGUUGAUCCUAACAUCAUUUCCACAAAUCCUGAAGAACCCAUUGGAAAGCUUCCCAUCUGCACAUCCUCAUUAGGAGUGGUUAUGACACAGAAUGAAUGGUUGAUUCAACAGAAAGCAGACACUCACCCCACAGAAGCACCAAAGGAGAAAACGAUUACUACUAUUAUUCCAACAGGUCGCCAGCUACCUAGAACUCCUGUCAAACCAUCUGUUCUUCCACCUGAAGAUGCUGAUUCUCCAGAAACUCUACAAGAUGCAGAAACUUCAUGUGCAAUAGAAAGUAGUGACCAAGAAUCACUGUUUUUAUCUGUUGCUCCAGCAGCUAAUCAUAUUCCAAGUGGACGACAGCUUCCCAGAACACCAAAGGCUGAGGAAGACUUCAGUUCUAGUGAUGAUCAGUUAGAAUUUAGAAAGUCUGAGCCUUUCUUGGAAGAAAAGUCACACCAUAGUAUUGACCUUGCAAAGCAGAAUAAAACUGAAACAAACAGAAGAGGAACCUUUGUCCUCCCAACACCCCCAAGAUGCCAACAGACAGUGGCUUUGUCAGAGGAUUCUCUAUAUGAUAGUGAAAGACGAGGCACUUUCACUUUUCCCCCACCUGCAGGAUAUGAAAAGAAAGAUUCAUACAGUGAUGUUAGUGUAGAUGCUAGUGAUAGGAGAGGUACAUUUUCUCUUCCCUCACCUUUAGGAAAUGAGAGAGAUGAUGACACUAUACUAGAUAGAAGGGGCACAUAUACCUUUCCUCCUCCUGCAGAAUUUAAGGGAGAAGAUUCAUAUGGUGAGGAAGUGGACAAUGAAGAAGAGAGGAGCACUUUCACCCUCCCUCCUGUUGGGUAUGAUGAAGAGUCCCACAGAAAUGUCACUGAAGUUGAAGCAGAUAGGGAUAGAAGGGGCACAUACACCCUUCCCCCUCCAAGUGGAUAUGGUGAGGAUGACACAUACAGUGCAGUUAAUGCACCAAUUAGAAGAGGAACAUACAAUGUCUCAUCUACUGAAAUGGAUGGAGGAGACUCCUUUGAUUAUUGCCAAGAUGAGGAUGAUGACAUUUUCCAAAAAGAAACCAACAUCAGAGAAAAAUUUGGCGGCCCUCUACAUUCUGAGAAAGAGGAAAGAAGAGGUACAUGUGCUAUCAGUGCUUCUUCAGGUGUUGGUGACAGACGUGGUACAUAUGCUGUCAGUGGUCCUACAGAUGUUGGGGACAGACGCGGUACAUAUGCUAUCACUGGUCCUUCUGAAGUUGGAGACAGACGAGGUACAUAUGCUAUCAGUGGUCCUACAGAUGUAGAGGACAGACGUGGUACAUAUGCUAUAAGUGGACCUUCUGAAGUUAGAGACAGACGUGGUACAUAUGCUAUCAGUGGUCCACCGGAUGAAAAUGACAGACGAGGUACAUUUACUGUCAGCGGUCUUUCAGAUGAUAGUGAUAGACUAGGUACUUAUAACCUAGGUAAAGGCCCAUGCCCUUCAGAAGACUAUGUAGGGCCAAUUUUCUCAAAUAGAGUGAAAAAGGAGAUUUUAGUUUUUGGUCAGGAUUCUCUCAAAGCUAAGCCUAUGGGACCUAUUCCAGAUUUAAGUGAGUUUGAUGAUCUGCCAUUUACUAAUGAACUCCCUGCCUCUGAAGUUGCUGUCAACGAUUGUACAUUUCAGCUUGAUUCUGUUGAAUCUUCUAGAGAAGUGUCUGAAAUUUCUGGAAGAAAUUUGGAUAAACCAGUUAACAGUUAUGAAGAAAAGAAUGCUUCGCAUGAGGAAAUGCCAUUGCCAGUCAUUAGUGUAGCAAGUAACAGUGUGGUUGCACAGCCUCAGACAGCUAGAGAAAAUUAUAUUCCACGAGGAAAACAAAUACCAAGGACACCCAAUGAGAAUGACUCCAGGGAAAGGAGUGCCUCUCUGGUAAACAGUACUGGAAGUGUAACUGAAACUACAUUUGAACAUUCUAGUAUUGGAAGUGAUCCCAAUUUCUCUGUUCAGAUAUUUGUCGCAACUCCAAAGAGGCACCAGAAUGCUAAGCUGAUUUUAGAGAAAAAAGGUGAUGAUGCAGUAUUGAUUGAGAUCCCCAAAGAUGAUAGUGAUGUGACUAGAAACAAAAUCCAAAACAAUUAUGAAACUAAUUCAGAUAUGAAAGUAACACAUAAAGUAAAGCAAAGCCCUAAGCAGCUGCAGCCAAAAUUAGUGGAGGAAAGUCCUAGGAUAAAUUUGGAUGCAAAUAAUACUUCCAAAAAAUAUUCAGCUACCAGCAGUGUUGAUCUUCAGGAUAAGACAUUGGAAGAUAAGUUACCAAACCAUCCUGCAGAUUCUCUUUUCUUGAAGGAAACCAAUAUCUCAGACUUUGAUGAUUCUUUGGAGAUUUUCCCCUCAAAGACUGGAAAAAUAACCAUGAAGAGCAAGAAUUCCAUUGCAAGUAACAAUGGAGGAGCAAGUAGAGUUGCAGAGAGUGAAUUAGCAAAAAUAAAUACUUCUAUUAUGGAUACUGAUAGGACUAAGAUGGGUGAUACUGAGAAUGAGACUGAAAGUCAUGUUAGUAGUAAGGAAGAGAUGCAAAAUAAGUAUACACCUCAUAGAAAUUUCAGUGAGAUAUUAGAAGAUGACAUAAUGCAUAAUCCUGCAGGGGAAAGGAAGCACAUUAGAGGUAAGAGGAAGGAGAAAACCACAGAGAUGUCGGAGGACCCUGCUGUUGCAGCCCACACGCAGAAAAAGAACAAAGUCAGACCAAGGGAGAUGAAACUCAAGAAAAGCAAACCUGAGUCUGAAAACAAUGCUGAGAAAGAAACAGAUAUUACAGAAAAGGAAAGCAAAAUGCUUCUGGAAAGGAAAGUCGAUUUGAAACCUAAAAGCACCAAACGCAAGCAAGAAACACAAGAAAGAUCUGCCAAAUCUUGUGAAGAAAACAGACUUCUUGAUGCUGACCAUAAUUCAAUAAUUGAUACAGAACAUAAUGAUAGCAACCAGAUUUUCUUACAUCCAGUGAAGGUAAAUAGGCAAGGGCAGAAGGAUUCUCAAGAUGACAGCCAAAAGAAAGCAGAAGACACUAAGUCCGUAAAAGAACCUGUUGAACUUAAAGAAAAUAAAACUAAGCAAAGAAAACCAGUUGAAGAUAAAGCAGUUAAGAGAAGGGGUAGGAGAAAGGAAAAUGUAAUAAGUGAAGAUUGUGGUAACAAAAUCGAAACAGCUAUACCAAAAUCUGAAAAAAGUGAAAAACAAGAUUCUGUUGAGCCAGUUACAGAAAAGGUAAUGAACAGCAAAAGUGAUGAGUUAUCGCCAAUCAAAGCAUUGCCCAGACGAGGCAGGAUAAAGAAAGCUGUACCAGAGGAAAUAUUCCAGCAGAUAACAAAGGAUGAAGAGAAUGUAAAACCAGCAGAAUUACCUCCCAGUGAAGAAUUGCCAGAAUCACCAGCUAAAAGAAAGCGAGGAAGGCCUUCAAGAAGAGCAGCGAAAGAUCCUCUGCCCAAGGAAAAUGAUCUUGAAUUGAAUGAGACUAUACCAGUACAGAAGGGUAAAAAGAAAUCAGAAAAUGCAGAGGAGAAAAUUGAUAAAAAGAAAAGAAGUGGUCCAGUAAGUGACAAGCAGGCUGCUGAAGAAACAGAACCUGUAGUACAAGAAGUAAAGGAAACAUUGCAGCCAGAGCCAAAAUCCAAGACAAAGAGACAUUUAAGGAAAAAGAAUGAUGAGACAGUUUUAAAAAGUCCCCUAACCACUUCCGUUCCAGCCAAGAAAAGUACAAAGCAAAAGAAGACACAGGAAGAAAAUGCAGAUCAAACAGUAAUAAAAGAUAGCAUUGAAGAGAACCUCUUGGCAGAAACCAAGAAGAGUACAAGGAGAAAGAAGAUACAGAUGGAAAAUGUAGCUGUGGUAGAAGAGAAAGUAGAAACACCAGAAAAGGCCAAAACAACAGCUGCAAGAGGAAGGAAUGGAAGAGGAAGCAAGAAGACACUGGGUCCCGAAGGAGAAUUAGGAAGUAAGAACGCUCAAACCCACAAACCAAAAGGAAGGAGAAAAAAGACCAGUCCUGAUGAUAGUCAUAUGGAUGAGCAGCAACAAAACCAAGCAACCAAAGAAAAGGAAAUUCAGAAACACCAAGUGAAAGCUCCCAGGGCUUCACGUAAAAAGAAGAAUGCAGAGAUGUCACCUGAUGUUUCAUCCCAAGAAGUUCUACCAGCUACUGGUCGUCCAGGGCGGCAAUGUAAAGUUAAAGCUUCAGAAGCGAUUGCAGAGACCUUAAAUAGUUCUGACACCGAUUUUCUCAAAACUAUUAGAGCUUAUAAAUGAUGAACAAUCCUAGUUUUAUAGGUAAUUUGAUUUGUUGUUUUGCAUUUUUAUAUUCGAAAUAUUGCUUUUUAAUACUUACUAUAUCUGUUUAUGGUAUUUAUGUCUUCUGUUUCAAUCUUAUCCUCAUAUACAUAAAAGAAACAAGUGAAUUUCUUCUUUAUUUUACAUCAUCACUAAAGGACUGUGUUAUGCUCCCUUGUACUAGCAUGUCACUAGUUUUAUGUCAUUACAUUACUAGUCAGUGCUUGUUGAUUGUAUAUAUACGGCAUACAAAUUGUAUUUCAGUUAACUGAGCAAUGUUUUUAAUAGUGCCGCAAAUGAUCACUUCAUAAGGUUAAGAUUCGUAAUCUCCAUAAUCAUGAGUCUUCCAUUUCUGUCUUUAUUCUCACUGACCCAUUAUGCUUGGAUUUGCUUUGUCUUCCUUUUUGCAAACUAAAUGUAUGGGCAGAUUGACUUCUAUCAUUUUAAUGGCACUUAUUACUUUUAGCCAUUAAUUU